This is a messenger RNA of Polychytrium aggregatum, 1470 nucleotides long. RefSeq names its product galactosyl transferase GMA12/MNN10 family-domain-containing protein. Gene Ontology annotation, biological process: protein N-linked glycosylation. NCBI's taxonomy places the organism in Eukaryota, Fungi, Chytridiomycota, Chytridiomycetes, Polychytriales. Gene Ontology annotation, molecular function: glycosyltransferase activity. The transcript has 3 exons. The record is from RefSeq and is a predicted model, not a curated record. Gene Ontology annotation, cellular component: Golgi membrane. Bases 1 to 1191 code for a protein of 396 amino acids.
AUGGCACAGCCUUUCAACCUCAAACUGCCUCGCUCCUCUAUCCUGGUCCUUACGAUCGUCAGCGUUGUCAUCCUGUGGGUGACCCUGACAAGCGAAGGGGCGUGGAUGCUGCGGUAUGUCGACAACAGCGGCAUAACUGUUCCACUUGCCGGUGCUGCAAAGGACCCUCGGAUUGCCAUCGUCAUGUCGUGGUCUCCAAGCACCCGCGACCGAAAUGUCUCGAACUACCCACGCAUGGUCGUCGAAUCGCUUCAGCUCAAGAGGAACUAUGCCCGGCGACACGGCUAUGCGUUCUUUGUGGACGACGUCAUUGACGAGACCCGGAUUGUGCCGUUCGGGCGAUACACAACCAUAGUGUCGCUCAUGAACUUUAUGCCUACACUCGAGUGGAUAGUGUACCUGGACAUGGACACCAUCAUCAUGCGACCGAGCCUGUCGCUCGAACAACUGAUCCUCGCACCGUACAUGCAGCAGCCGGGUCUGCACCCGGCGCAUGAGGCUGCGGACGGCACGGGCACCGACACCGACACCGACACCAGCACCAGCACCAGCACCAGCAACAGCAGCAGCAGCAGCACCGUCGUUACAGCAAUGCCCCCGCGUCCCUUUGCCGAAAUCGAUUUGAUCGGCAAGCGGGAUUGCUGGGGGGACCUGAACGCCGGGGUGCUGUUCCUGCGGAACUCGGACUGGACGGUGGGCGUGCUGCGAGCAGCGCUGAACUACAAGCACAGGCACCCCGACUCCAACUUCAACGACCAGGAUGCGCUCGCGGCGGUGCUCCAGGCCCUGCCGGAAGCCCAGCGCAGGCACUUUAUCCUGUCGCCCGAUCAUGCCCGAUUCAACAAGUACAUGCCGGGCAUCUGUGGCGGCGGGCACGACUGGCACUGGUACACGCCCGGUGACUUUCUGGUGCACUUUCCAGGCGACGACCGGUCGUCUGGCCGAUGGGAGCAGAUGGUCCAACAGCUGUAUCUCGAGGAACCCGCGGUGCUGCCGGAGCUGCUGGACGGGCUGGAAGCCGAAUGGCACGGCAGCGCCGAAUGGAUCAACCGGCUGAAAGAACGGCCGGGCCGUGCACGACAGGCCCGACACGGCGACGCCGCAGCCGAGAUGAGGCGCCAGGGGAGACAGCGCUGGGCGAGACAAGGGACGGCCAUCGAUGAUGGCCAUGAACGCCGACAAUGGGAAUGAGGGACAGCCGGCGCAGGCGAGAGUGGGUAUGCCUGGCCAGGUUUGGGGGGAAGGGCCGUGCGUGGAAGCCGGCGAGUGGAGAAGACCGCAGCGGGCGUUUGUCAGCGGGCGGAAGGGUCGCAUGGCGAGCCCACGAUUCGGACGACGGCGGGUCGGCCUUUGCAAUACACGGGCUGCACGCAGGCCAGCUGCAGAGAGAACAUGGGGACAGGAUCGAGGCGGACGGGGUGGAGCCGAGUGGGGUGGAUGCAGAGGCCAGAGCAAAGAAAAUAAAGCGAG